Molecule: messenger RNA, 1409 nt
Organism: Fulmarus glacialis (Northern fulmar)
Lineage: Eukaryota; Metazoa; Chordata; Aves; Procellariiformes; Procellariidae
Gene: VPS37A
Product: vacuolar protein sorting 37 homolog A (S. cerevisiae)
Exons: 12
Biological process (GO): protein targeting to membrane; protein targeting to vacuole; ubiquitin-dependent protein catabolic process via the multivesicular body sorting pathway
Cellular component (GO): ESCRT I complex
Source: RefSeq, a predicted model, not a curated record
UGUCACUGGAUUACAGAGCUUUACAUUCUUGCAACAUUGCAGAAAUUCAGAAAGAUGUGGAAUAUCGACUGCCAUUCACUGUAAACAACUUGACAAUUAAUAUUAACAUCUUGCUUCCACCUCAGUUUCCUCAGGAAAAACCAGUCAUCAGUGUUUUCCCACCUGUGAGACAUCAUUUAAUGGACAAGCAGGGAGUAUAUGUGACCGGUCCAUUAAUAAGUAAUUUUACAAUGCACUCAGAUCUUGGAAAAAUUAUUCAAAGUUUACUGGACGAGUUUUGGAAGAAUCCUCCAGUUCUGGCUCCUAGCUCAACAUCAUUUCCAUACCUUUUCAACAAACCAGCUGGAAUGCCUUCUUAUGCUCCUCAGGGGUUUCCAUUUCUUCCUCCAUACCCACCUCAAGAAACAAACAGAACAAUGGCAGCCGUGCCUGUUGCUGAAUCAGUUUCUACAAGCUACACUACAGACAAGCCUGCUGCUCCCUCUUACGGCUUGAUUGCUGAUCUGCCACUACCUGUUCCGACAGCAGAAGCAGCGCUUCAGGUUGGCCAGAAUGGAUUUACUUACAAGAUGCCUGAUGUUCCUGAUACAUUUCCAGAACUCUCAGAACUAAGUAUAUCGCAGCUGACCAAUAUGAAUGAGCAAGAGGAAGUGUUACUGGAACAGUUUGUGACUCUACCACAACUGAAGCAAGUCAUUACUGAUAGAGAUGAGUUAGUGAAAAGCAUUGAAGAGUUGGCAAAAAAAAACUUGUUGCUGGAGCCUAGUCUCGAGGCAAAAAGACAGACGGUGUUGGAUAAAUAUGAGCAACUCACACAGAUGAAAGCAGCCUUUGAAAAAAAGAUGCAAAGACAGCAUGAACUUAGUGAGAGUUGUAGUCCAAGUGCUCUGCAAGCCAGACUUAAAGUAGCUGCUCAUGAAGCUGAAGAGGAAUCUGACACUAUUGCAGAAGACUUCUUGGAAGGCAAAACAGAAAUAGAUGACUUUCUUAGUAGUUUUAUGGAAAAGAGAACGCUCUGCCACUGUAGACGAGCCAAAGAGGAAAAACUUCAACAGGCAAUAGCAAUGCACAGCCAAUUUCAUGCUCCGCUAUAGACUUCCUGCAAACUACACCUGCCAAGAGAAUGAGUGAAAAACCCAAUAAAGCACACUUUUAAAUAACUAUUAUUUGCAAAUAAGCAUUUCAUCUUAUGUGGUUGUAUUUAUAGAAGAGAUUGUAUACAGAGUUGGGAUGGUUUUUGUACAAAUUCGAAUGUUUCUUUAUAUUCUCAUUAUAUUCUCAUUGUACUCAAGAAUCCUUCUAUUGCAAUCUUUGCACUAAUUUCUUGUAUUUAUUGUUGAUAGUUCUUAUUAUAUUAAGUUCCUGCUGCUAUAUUUCAUUCUUCAGAGAUUAAAUAUCUAAACAUGUAA